Molecule: messenger RNA, 873 nt
Organism: Candida tropicalis MYA-3404
Lineage: Eukaryota; Fungi; Ascomycota; Pichiomycetes; Serinales; Debaryomycetaceae
Exons: 1
Coding region: 1-873 (290 amino acids)
Source: RefSeq, a predicted model, not a curated record
AUGUCAGACGAAUUAGCUCGAGAAGCAGAGAGAUUGCUUAAAUCGACGUCAAUUUUAAAUCACAAGUAUGGGAUACCCGAAGUUGAACCAAAUCAAACAUCAUCAAAUAUCAAAGAGCUCGAACAGAAAUAUUUCACCAUGUAUAAGUCCCUAAAUCAUAAACUAAAUAAACUCAUGUACCUUAAUAAAAUACAAGAAGUGGAAUCAUUACCUGACGAACAAAUCAAACAACAAGUUGAAAUAAUCAAACACAAUAUGGGAAUAACAGAUAGUGAAGAGUUAUUGGAUUUCUUGAAAUUACAAAAUUCUGAAAUCAAAACAGAUCGAUUAUUGUUGAGUUACUUAUUAAUGACUAAGCCUAUAUUGAAAAGUAUCCAUCAAUCACAGUUGAAUACUUCGGAACAGAAUAUACAUUCCAUGUUGACUGAAUUGUAUGAUGACGAAAAGGGUUUAAUAACUAAUUACAAGGAGAAAGAAUUUGACAGGGAAGCUUACAAUACCAUUACAAAAGUAAUCAAACCAUUAAUCGAGGAAUCGACAGAAUUGAACAAAACAUUGAAGGAAUCAAAUAGAAAGUAUGUUCAGAAUAAGGAAAAUAUAGUAAGGGAAACCAUCUCGAACCAAGGAGAUAAAAGGAAAGAGUUUUAUGAAUUGGUGAAUAAAUGGGAAAAGUUGCAACAAAUGUGUUUAGAAAUACCAGAAAGAAUUCUUGAAUUACCAGUAAAUUGGUAUGACGAUCCAGAGUUACUUUCAAUUAUGGAACAAGUUGAUCAAAUACAGAUCAAACUAAAUAAGUAUCUCCUGAUUGCCAAUAAAGAUACAGUGAGUAUGUUUACCACAACAGAACUACUAGCUCUAGAAUUUCCUGAAUGA